AUUUUUAUUUAAUUUGAUUAUUUUUUUCGGUCCGGGCUCCUGAUGUUGUAUGUGGCUGGUGCCUGGUUCCUGAGAGUCGGUAACGUCCGGUCCGGAUGAGGCAGCCAUCACUGCCCAUGGAAGGCAAGCAAGGCAGGCAUCAGCCACAUUAAAAGGUGGGUCUAGAUGUUUUCCCCACCUUCACGUGAUUGCGAGUUGCGGCAGCUCGCACCUUCGCGUCGCUGCCUACUGGGGGGAGGCGCGCCGCGCGACAGCCACUUAAGCCGCCGACCCCACGACCCGUAACUGGUCCUUCCUCUUCUCAGCUCGCUGCAGCAAACCCUCUCGGCCGACCGACACCGUCAUCGUCAGACUGGCUGGCUCACUUACUGGUCUACACGACAUCAUGCCCGACUUGACAGAGGCGGACACCAUCCGCAUUCUGGUUGCGACAGACAACCACGUCGGCUACGAAGAGCGAGACCCGAUACGCAAAGAUGACAGCUGGAGGACAUUUGACGAGAUCCUGAACCUCGCAAAGAGCCAUGACGUCGACAUGGUGUUGCUGGGCGGCGACCUCUUCCACGACAACAAACCCUCCCGAAAAUCCAUGUAUCAGGUCAUGCGCAGCCUUCGAAAGAACUGCCUCGGCAUGAAGCCCUGCGAGCUCGAGUUCCUCAGCGAUGCGAACGAAGUUUUCGAGGGCGCCUUCCCCCACGUCAACUACGAAGAUCCAGACAUCAACAUCUCCAUCCCCGUCUUCUCCAUUCACGGCAAUCAUGACGACCCCAGCGGCGAAGGCCACUUCUGCUCUCUGGACUUGCUCCAAGUCGCUGGCUUGGUCAACUACUUUGGCCGCAUCGCCGAGGCCGACAAUAUCGAGGCGAAGCCGGUGCUGCUGCAAAAGGGCCAGACAAAGCUUGCACUAUUCGGACUGAGCAACGUUCGUGACGAGCGCAUGUUCCGUACCUUUAGGGACCACAAGGUCAAGUGGUUUCGACCGGGCGUCCAGCAGUCGGAUUGGUUCAACCUGCUCGCCGUCCACCAAAACCACCACGCCCACACGGCAACUUCUUACCUUCCUGAGAACGUGCUGCCCGACUGGAUGGAUCUUAUCGUUUGGGGCCACGAGCACGAAUGUUUGAUCGAUCCUCAGCAAAAUCCCGAGACAGGCUUCCAUGUCAUGCAGCCAGGUUCCUCGGUUGCGACGUCGCUUGUGCCGGGCGAGGCGGUGCCGAAACAUGUCGCCGUCCUGAACAUUACUGGGAGGAAAUUCAAGGUCGAGAAGCUGCCCUUGAAGACGGUAAGACCCUUCGUCACGAGAGAGAUCCAGCUAGCGACCGACCCGCGAUUCAAGGGCUUGCACACCAAGAAGGACAACCGACAGGAGCUCACCAAGAGACUGAUGGUUGUAGUCGAGGAGAUGAUCCAAGAGGCCAACGAGGAAUGGUACGCCGUUCAGGAUAACGAUGAAGAAGAGCCUCCACUACCGUUGAUCCGUCUCAAGGUGGAAUACACAGCCCCCGAGGGUGGUCAAUACGACUGCGAGAACCCUCAGCGUUUUUCAAACAGGUUCAUCGGCAAGGUCGCCAACACCAAUGAUGUAGUCUACUUCCAUCGGAAGAAGGCUGGGGUCUCGAGACGCAAUGCCGGCACUGACGUUCCUGAGAUGUUGGAGGAGACAUUAGGUCUCGAUACUGUCAAGGUCGAGGCCCUAGUGCAGGAGUUCCUGAUGGCCCAGUCUCUCAAAAUCCUGCCAACGGCACCUUUCGGUGAUGCCGUCAACCAGUUUGUCAACAAAGACGACAAGCACGCGAUGGAGGAGUUUGUUAGCGAGUCUCUGGCCGGGCAGGUUAAGCAGAUGCUCAGCCUCGACUCAGAUGAGGAAGAUCUCGACAACGCCAUGGAGGCUUAUCGGGCCAAGCUUGAGGAGCAGUUCUCUAAGGGCGCUCUGAAGAGGACAACGAAGCGCACCGUCAAGCCGAAACCGGAUGAAUGGGAUUCGGAUCUGGACGGACACUGGGAGGACCAACCUGGUGUAGUCGAGACCGAGGCAGUGACUGGAGCACCUGUCAGGUCACGAAGGGCACAAACACAGGAUGAUGACAAUGAUCUGAUGGACAUGGAGGAUGAGCCAGCGGCUCGUCCAGCACCCGCCAAAAAGGCGGCCACUACCCGAGCCACAAAGGCGGCCCCGGCGAAGAAAGCUCCGGCGAAGAAGGCGCCAGCCAAGAAGGCGCCUGCUCGAGGCCGCAAGAAGGCCGUGUUCGAAGACGAAUCCGAGGAGGAGGACGUGGUGAUGGACGAUGACUUUGAAGAGCCACCCGCGCCCACCCGCGCGAGAAGGUCCCAGCCCGCUCGUGCGGCUCCGAAGGGCCGCCAGACGAAGCUCAAUUUCUCACAAGCCACGACCUCGCAGGCUGCGGUCGAGAUCAGCGAUGAUGAGAUCUCUGACGAUGAUGCCUUUGAGUCUGUGCCAACAACUGCCCGUUCCAGACGGAGAUAGUCUUCGGCUGGUCAGGAGAAGUGCCGCGGCUGAUGAGGCGCUGCCGCGGUCCUGGUCAAGGACACAGUUACUGUGAUUAAAAAAAGUUUUAUCGAGACAUUUAGAGGUCUCGCGUGCAUUCGGCCAUCUGGAGUCAAGGAAGCGGGGUUUGCUUUGCCUUAGAUCGAUGAACUAAGAUACCACGUCGCGAAUGAUGAGAAAUUUUGGC
Messenger RNA from Colletotrichum navitas, 2693 nucleotides. Its product is annotated as DNA repair protein. NCBI's taxonomy places the organism in Eukaryota, Fungi, Ascomycota, Sordariomycetes, Glomerellales, Glomerellaceae. Gene Ontology annotation, biological process: double-strand break repair via homologous recombination; mitotic intra-S DNA damage checkpoint signaling; mitochondrial double-strand break repair via homologous recombination. The coding region runs from base 386 to 2485 and encodes 699 amino acids. The transcript is spliced from 4 exons. Gene Ontology annotation, cellular component: Mre11 complex; nucleus; site of double-strand break. The record is from RefSeq and is a predicted model, not a curated record. Gene Ontology annotation, molecular function: single-stranded DNA endonuclease activity; 3'-5'-DNA exonuclease activity; manganese ion binding.